AUGGAAGUGGAGGACGAGGAACCCGAAGGCUCCGACAUGGAGGUUAGCAAAGCCUUCAAGUCCUUCUUCUACACUGCUGAAGCGGUGAAGUCUUGGCAAAACGUCAAGGAAAUGGAGUGCUAUAGUGAGCGAAACAUUGAGCAAGAUUCCUUCAAGAUGUUCAAUCUUGUGGAAUUUUUUAAGGCUUGCCACUUGUUCCAGUCAGUCACCGAGGUGGAGCCCUUUGUGAAAUCAGUGGUUCAACUAGUCUACAGCAAUCUGACAGCAGAUUUCGGCAAUCCAAGGUCCAAAAAGUAUGGGAAGAUCUUCUACAAGAACAAGAUCUUCACACUAACUCCUUCCAUCAUCAAUGGAGUCCUUGGCACGCCUGAUGUGAAGAGCACAAAGGUGAAAAACAUGGACAAGGUCGCAACGGUCAUCACCGGAGGGAAAGUGUGGAAAUGGCUGAAACCAAUGAAGUCUUCCACCUUGUCAUACCUGUACUCUGCUCUAUUCAAGGUCAUGACUUUGAAUUGGAUUGUGUCAACCAACUCUACCGUGGUCACACAACAGCACGGCAUACUUCUCUACUGCAUUGGAGAAGGGUUGCCGUUCAAUCUGGGUCAGGUUGUUUUCGAUCAGAUCGCUGCUUCUUCUCAAUUGUCUGGGUUGCCGUUUCCCUCUUUGAUUUUCAGGUUCCUCCGGAGUCAAGGCGUGAAGGUAAAGGAUUCUGUCCAGAGAGAGGACAUCCAUGAGUAUGCUCUCACGAGUAUGCUCUUUAGUGAGGGCAAAAUUGCAGAUCUCCCCUGGGUUAAUCCUGUUGCCGCUCCCACUGUUGCAGACACUACCAUGAUCACAAUCCCAAAGGCAACAUUGCAGGCCCUUUUACAGCAGAUCGACGAAUUCGAGAAUAGCCUUCUUCAAGCUCGGAGAAUUCAGGGGGAGUCAUCGUCAAUCCUGAAUCAAGCCAAAGGACAGUUGAUAGCCCUCCUUUCUUCCCAAAAAGGGGGAGAAGAUGCUGAUGCUGCUACUGAUGCUGAUGGAGCAGGGGAAUGA
Salvia miltiorrhiza (redroot sage) is the source of this 1035-nucleotide messenger RNA. RefSeq lists its product as uncharacterized. Lineage: Eukaryota; Viridiplantae; Streptophyta; Magnoliopsida; Lamiales; Lamiaceae. The record is from RefSeq and is a predicted model, not a curated record. The coding region runs from base 1 to 1035 and encodes 344 amino acids. The transcript has a single exon.